Messenger RNA from Neltuma alba, 1164 nucleotides. RefSeq names its product formin-like protein 7. Bases 1 to 1164 code for a protein of 387 amino acids. NCBI's taxonomy places the organism in Eukaryota, Viridiplantae, Streptophyta, Magnoliopsida, Fabales, Fabaceae. The transcript has a single exon. The record is from RefSeq and is a predicted model, not a curated record.
AUGGCUAACCAAGCCCCUGGCCGGCCGUGGUUUCGCUUAGCCUCUUUACGCUCAGUGGUUCCUCCUCCUCCUCCUGCGCCUGCACAAGACCCUCGUCCUUCUUUGGUUCAGCCCACUAAUAGGACCAACUCUUCGCCGCCGCCAUCUGCUGCUCCGGCGGAGAGAGGAUCUGUACCUUCGUCUCCAGCUCAGAAACUUCCUGUUCAGUCCUCCUCUUCAUUGCCAAAUUCCCCUCUUCAGAAUGGAUCAGUCUCAACUGUAUCUUCAGUUUCAUCUCCUUCUCCAGCCCAGAAAACAUCUCCACCACUUUCUGCUUCUUCCCCAGCCAAGGGUGGAACCAUUCCCUCCACGAAGCAGGUGGUUCAGAAUGUAAUGCAAUCACCGAAGGCCAAACCCACCACGCCGCCGCCUUCUGCUUCUCCAAACCAGAAAGCAACCACGCCUCAUUCCGCUUCUUCCCCAGCCAAGAGUGAGACCACGGCUCGAGGGUCCAGUCCCUCAACGAAGCAGGUGGUUCAGACUCUAAUGCAGUCACCAAAGGCCAAACCCACCGCACCACCGCCUUCUCCUCUGACUCUUCCGCCUGCGCAGUUGAAAGCUAACUCUGAGGUUAAGCCUAAGAUCCCAGAGGAAGCAGAGUCCAAGAAUGUGAUACUUCAGAACAGCAUUGAAAAGCCUAAGCAGUGGGGAAAUGGCAAUUCAGCGGAAACCCGAAAGAACCAUAAUGAGAAACAGAACGGCAAUCACAGAAAGUCCUGGGGUUCAGAGGAUUCCCCGAUGAAAGUUAUAACUAUUGCUGGUGAAAACAGAGGAGCAUACAUGGAGUUGAUCCAAUCAAAGAAGAAACAUGAAUUCGGAGACACACCCAAUUAUCUUUACAAGAACGGGGUUUCGAAGUCCAAAAGCGAGAGCGGAGAAUCGGCGAGCUCGAGCAGUGAUGAAGGUAAUGGGAAAAGGAAGGAGAAUAGAAACAGCAGAAGAACAAAAUCUUCGCAUCCGACGUCCGCGUUCAUGAAUAGUAACGUACAGUGCGUUAACAAUUCCCUCUUGUACAAUGCCUCCUGCAGCCAUCACGAUGCAGGAGUUCGCCUUUCUCUCACGAGGAAGCCGUUCGAGAGCGGAGGAUUCCAUCUCAAUGAGAACGUCAAUGGCAGGCACGAUUGA